Molecule: messenger RNA, 1176 nt
Organism: Drosophila melanogaster (fruit fly)
Lineage: Eukaryota; Metazoa; Arthropoda; Insecta; Diptera; Drosophilidae
Exons: 2
Coding region: 168-404 (78 amino acids)
Source: RefSeq, marked reviewed
GACAGCUGUUCUUUAUUGUGAUAGCAAUCCAAAUAGGGAGAAAAAACAUUUAAUUCGCUGCUGGAAACUAAAAUUAAACCCUUUGACAAGUAGUUUUAAUUAUUAUUUUCAAAUUUCAUUUAUAGUUUAAUGCUUAUAGUUUCCUGAUUUCGUACUACCCCGUUAGAAUGUCCCUGCAAACGGGCUUGGCUUUCAUUUUCACCAUAUUAGCCUCUGUUAGUAUCGUCGCAGCAAUUAUUUUGUUGGGCUGGUUCCUCAUCUGGAAGGCGUUUCUAUCGAAAUUUCGUCUGGUUCGAGAGCUGUUGGGUCAGGAGGAGCCGGAGGAUCAGCAACCACUUGCUUGGGAUCAUCAGAAUCAACAGCCACACCACCACGGCAGAGCCAGGAAAGCUCGCCGAGACUAGGAAGCACAUCUACACAGCCUCACCAUGAACAUCCGCUGCGCAAAACCGGAAGACCUAAUGACCAUGCAGCACUGCAAUCUGCUGUGUCUACCCGAAAACUACCAGAUGAAGUACUACUUUUACCACGGACUAACCUGGCCUCAGCUUAGCUACGUGGCCGUUGACGACAAGGGCGCCAUUGUGGGCUAUGUCCUGGCCAAGAUGGAGGAGCCGGAGCCCAAUGAGGAGAGCCGCCAUGGGCACAUCACCUCGCUAGCGGUCAAGCGUUCCUAUCGGCGAUUGGGCCUGGCCCAGAAGCUCAUGAAUCAGGCCUCCCAGGCCAUGGUCGAGUGCUUCAAUGCCCAGUACGUGUCCCUGCACGUGAGGAAGAGCAAUCGGGCUGCCCUGAACCUCUACACCAACGCCCUCAAGUUCAAGAUCAUCGAGGUGGAGCCCAAGUACUAUGCCGAUGGCGAGGAUGCAUAUGCCAUGCGACGCGACCUCAGCGAGUUUGCCGAUGAGGAUCAGGCCAAGGCUGCGAAGCAGUCAGGCGAGGAGGAGGAGAAGGCGGUCCACAGAUCCGGCGGACAUGGCCACUCGCACAACCACAGCGGUCACGAUGGCCAUUGUUGCUGAACACUUUCGCUGCCGGCGCUUGCUGGCUUCGACGUUUUUUGCAUUUUUGUGCAUUAGGGUUUUGUAAUUAUUUAACAAUAAAAAACGUAACUAAAAUUAAAACAAAAGUAAUGACAAAAAGAUAAUGUUUUUAACAAUAAAGGGUUUGAAGGCCAUU